Penicillium pulvis is the source of this 1458-nucleotide messenger RNA. RefSeq names its product ribosomal lysine N-methyltransferase. Gene Ontology annotation, biological process: peptidyl-lysine monomethylation. The coding region runs from base 1 to 1458 and encodes 485 amino acids. The record is from RefSeq and is a predicted model, not a curated record. Gene Ontology annotation, molecular function: protein binding; protein-lysine N-methyltransferase activity. Gene Ontology annotation, cellular component: nucleus. Lineage: Eukaryota; Fungi; Ascomycota; Eurotiomycetes; Eurotiales; Aspergillaceae. The transcript is spliced from 4 exons.
AUGUCUUCCUCCACCCACUUCUCGGAUCCCUCGAGCUUCCAGCAACAGUCCAAUGAAUUUAUCUCUUGGCUUGAAUCAUACCCCGGCGUGAAGGCCAAUCAAAAGAUUCUUCUGGCAGACUUAAGAUCCUCCGGAGCAGGACGAGGAGUUGUUGCUCGCGCAAACAUUGCCGAAGGCGAAGAACUAUUUUCCAUUCCCCGCUCUCUCAUCCUCGCUGUCCAAAACUCAGACCUGAAGAGUCUGCUACCGCAAGAUGUCGAGGCGCUCGGUCCAUGGUUGUCCUUAAUGUUAGUCAUGCUCUAUGAGUACCUGCGCGGCGAACAAUCGAAAUGGGCACCUUACUUCCGUGUCCUGCCUUCUCGUUUCGAUACACUGAUGUUCUGGUCGGAGGCGGAGCUGAGUGAGCUACAGGGCAGUGCCAUUGUGGAUAAGAUUGGCAAGCAGAGUGCAAAUAACUCUAUUCUUCAAUCUAUUGCGCCUAUUGUCAGAUCAAAUCCGGCAUUGUUCCCGCCGGUCAAUGGUCUUGCAUCUUAUGAGGGUGAUGCUGGCACUGCCGCUCUGCUGGAGCUGGCUCAUACCAUGGGGUCCUUGAUUAUGGCUUACGCCUUCGACAUUGAAAAUGGAGAAGAUGAUGACGAUGAAGAGGGCGAUGGUGGUGAUGAGAGCUUUAUGAGUGAUGAUGAGGACGAACAGUAUCCUAAGGGUAUGGUUCCGCUUGCUGAUUUGCUCAAUGCCGAUGCGGAUCGGAACAAUGCGCGUCUCUUUCAAGAGGAGGAAGCUUUGGUUAUGAAGGCUAUCAAGCCUAUCCAAGAAGGCGAAGAAAUCUUCAAUGAUUAUGGCGAAAUACCCCGUGCAGAUUUGCUCCGCCGCUACGGCUAUGUCACCGACAACUACUCUGUGUACGAUGUUGUCGAGUUAACUCUAGGCGACGUUUGUCAAUCAGCUGGACUUUCAAGCAGCGAUGUGGAAUCCCAGCCCAGGCUACAACUCCUUGAUGAAAAUGACGUUCUGGAAGACGGCUAUGUGAUUCCCAAGCCAAUUGCAAACGCUAAACUUGAGGAUAUUCUUCCCGCCGAGCUGGUUGUCUUGCUCACCACACUGACCCAGUCACCAGAAGAGUUUGAGCAGCGUCGGGCCAAGAACAAGCCGCCCAAGCCAUCUAUGGAUGUCGCCCAAGCCGGUCUUCUCUACAAGGUUCUGCAGUCUAAGCAGGCGCACUAUGCCACCUCGCUCGAACAGGAUAUCAACACCCUUUCCGGACUUCUGCCACCGAAUGCACCCGCAGCACUGGAGGGCUCUGCUCGCCGACACAAGAUGGCUUUGCAGGUCCGCAUCGGCGAGAAGGAGGUUCUGCGGGCUGUCAUGUCGAUGCUCGAAUCUCUUGCCCCAGGUGCCUCCCAGAAAAGGUCUGCCAACGGCGAUGGUCGUGGAUCACGAAACACCAAGCAGCGCGUGUGA